CUCUCUAUUAAUGAAAUUAAUGACAAUUUGCAAUUUGAAUGGAUUGAUUAUGAUAAUAAUAGCACAUUCAAAGAAAAUCCUAUUGCUAAUGGUGCAAAAUAUCAAUUCCUAAUACCCUUGGAUUGA
Messenger RNA from Funneliformis caledonium, 126 nucleotides. The record is from the annotation of a GenBank genome assembly. Lineage: Eukaryota; Fungi; Glomeromycota; Glomeromycetes; Glomerales; Glomeraceae.